Molecule: messenger RNA, 2844 nt
Organism: Puntigrus tetrazona (Sumatra barb)
Lineage: Eukaryota; Metazoa; Chordata; Actinopteri; Cypriniformes; Cyprinidae
Product: trichohyalin-like
Exons: 2
Source: RefSeq, a predicted model, not a curated record
CAGCGUGUAGCCAUGGCUGCAUGGGUGGAGGCGACCACAAGGGAAAUGGGCCAAUCGCUCAUCAACACAGACAAACCUUCAGUUUCAGCCUCUGCCCUCCCUGGAGACACUGGGAAGCCAGCGUUGGGCCCAAAACCCCACCUCAUGCCCAAACCCUUUGCCCUGCAAAGGAAUGCCACCGUCCGCUCAAUCCGGGCCCCAAAAACCAACUUUAGCAGAGAGCUCCAUCGAGCCGCCUCUUCUGAAGCACUUUUGGAUAUCAAAAAAACAGACAAUCCAAAUCCAUCAGAAUCCAUAAAAUCAGGUUCAAACUGCACAGUAAAUGGGUCUAAUCAAAUUGCAGCUCCUAAAACCGUCCCACCCGGCCCAAAACCUGACUUAUCGGCUAAGCCUAAACCAGAACCCACUAAGAGUCCCGGUUCCAAUAACCAAACCAGUCCAAACUCAAAGUCUGCUGUGACCGCUGAAGAUGUGAAGGACGUUCAGCCCAGGAGCAGAGCAAAAUCUUUAGGUGCUCAGGAUCAAAAGAUUUUCAGCCAGAAGGUCCAAGGAGAAGCAGCCAAAGCUGAAGCGGAUGUCAAAGUGUCUUCACGGUGCUGGCCGCCUCGAAAUCGCCUCUCCGUGGAGCUGACCUCCAAAUUCGAGUCGCAGUCUCAACCUGAGAAAGAUGAAAAGAGAGACGCUGAAACCAGUAAGACGGAGAGAGAGUGGCCUCCGCAUUCACCUUCCGAGUCCAAGCCUUCAAAGCUUCCGGUGGAUUCAGGAGAGAACGCAGAAGAGGAUGUCAGCGGAGGCAGCAUUAAGAGACGAAUCAGCCUUCUCUUCGAUCGAUCUACAGCAGCUCAGCGCAGGGACACUUUCAACAAAAGAGACAAUCCAGGUGCUGAAAUAUCUGUUGAUAUUAAACAGAGAAUCCAGAAUCUGAGCUUGGACACACCAAGGACACGCUUGCCAUCUACCGGUGCUCCUAAAAGUCCACCAUCUGAGAAGACAUUAAGCACUCUAGAUGAGACAUCAAAUGAGAGACCAUCAGAAAAACCUGCAACCACAGAGAAGGUGUCUGCUGACAAACCACAAAGUAUGAGAGAAGACAAGAACUCUGCUACUAGUGCAAAGAGUGUAGAAGAAGAAGAAUAUGUCCCUGUUCCUGUUUACCGAAGGGUAGGGAUGAGCCUAGAUGCUGAGACAAAGAGAAGAGAAGAAGAAGAAAAACAGAGAAAAGAUGAGCAGUUAGAGAAAGAAAGACAGCAGUGGGAAAGGGAGAGACUUUUGGAGGAAGAGAGGAAGGCAAGAGAACUAGAGAGACAGAAAGAGGAGGAACAGAAACGUGCUGAGGAAGAGAGAAAAAAAGAAGAGGAAAAGCAAAGACAGACGGAAGAAAGGAGAAAGCAAGAAGAAGAGCAAAAGAGAAGAAUUAACGAAGAAAGAAAAGAGGAGGAGAGGAGGAGACAGGCCGAAAAAGAGAGGGAGAGACAGAUCGAUGAGGAGAAGAGAAGGAUUGAAGAAGAAAAAGAGAGGCUGAGAGAAGAAGAAAGACUAAAGAAAGAGAAAGAAAUGGAAGAAGAGAGGAGAAGAAUUCAGGAGUUGGAGAGACAGAGAGAGAAGGAAAGACUGAGACAAGAACAAGAAAAACAAGAGAGGUUAAAAAAGGAGAGAGAAAUAGAGGAAAGAAAACGAAUGGAGGAAGAAAGACUGAAAGAAGAGGAAAGAUUGAGACAAGAGCGAGAAAGACAAGAGCGGUUAAAGAAAGAGAGAGAAAUGGAGGAAAGAAAACGAAUGGAGGAAGAAAGACUGAAAGAAGAGGAAAGAUUGAGACAGGAACAAGAAAACGAGAGACUAAAGAAAGAAAAAGAGAUGGAAGAAGAGAGGAGAAGAAUUGAGGAAUUAGAGAGACAGAAAGAGAAGGAAAGACUGAGACAAGAACGAGAAAAAGAAGAGAGGUUAAAGAAACAGAGAGAAAUGGAAGAAAGAAAACGAAUAGAGGAAGAGAGAUUGAAAAAAGAGGAACGAUUAAGACAAGAACGAGAAAUGGAGAGAAUACGGAAAGAAAAAGAAAUGGAAGAAGAGAGAAAAAGAAUUCAAGAGAUUGAAAGACAGAAAGAGGAGGAAAGAUUGAGAAAAGAACGAGAAUUAGAAAGAAUACGGAAAGAAAAAGAGAUUGAGGAAGAGCGGAAAAGGAUUCAGGAGAUUGAAAGGCAAAAAGAGGAGGAAAGACUGAGAAAAGAAAGAGAAUUAGAGAAAAUGAGAAAAGAAAAAGAGAUGGAAGAAGAAAGACAAAGAAUUCAGAAAAUGGAAAGACUGAAAGAGGCAGAAAGACUGAGAAAAGAACAAGAAUUAGAGAGAAUGAGAAAAGAAAAAGAGAUGGAAGAAGAAAGACAAAGAAUUCAAAGACAGAAAGAGGAGGAAAGGUUGAGACAAGAACGAGAAAUAGAGAGACUGCGUAAAGAGAGAGAGAUUGAAGAAAGAAAACGAAUGGAAGAAGAGAGAAAGAGAGAAGAAGAAAGACUGGCACAGGAAAGAGAAAGAGAGAGAAUAAAGAAAGAAAAAGAGAUGGAAGAAGAGAGGAAAAGAAUUCAGGAACUGAAGAGACAGAAAGAGGAGGAAAGACAGAGACAAGAACGAGAAAUAGAGAGACUGCGUAAAGAGAGAGAGAUUGAAGAAAGAAAACGAAUGGAAGAAGAGAGAAAGAGAGAAGAAGAAAGACUGGGACAGGAAAGAGAAAGAGAGAGACUGGAAGAAGAGAGGAGGAGAACUCAAAUGAUUGAAAGACUGAAAGAAGAGGAAAAACGGAGACAAGAACGAGAACAUGACACGGAGAUGGAAACGAGUGAAACAGCGGAGGGA